Molecule: messenger RNA, 4157 nt
Organism: Drosophila innubila
Lineage: Eukaryota; Metazoa; Arthropoda; Insecta; Diptera; Drosophilidae
Gene: AOX1
Product: indole-3-acetaldehyde oxidase
Exons: 6
Coding region: 159-3962 (1267 amino acids)
Molecular function (GO): iron ion binding; 2 iron, 2 sulfur cluster binding; oxidoreductase activity
Source: RefSeq, a predicted model, not a curated record
GAAUCCAGCGUUGGACGAGCAUUAGAAUCGUAGAUUAUUACUAUAUACUAUAAUUGUGUAUUUAAUUGUUCUGCGCAUUGUGAAAUACAUUCCAGAACAGUUUAAUAGCAAUCAAACAUUUAAAGUAUUUUCCGAUUAUAUAAACACAAGGAAAGAUAAUGUCGGAAAGUAUUACGAUCAAUGGAGAUAACUAUGAAGUUAACUUCGCAAAUCUUCCCGCUGACAUCAGCCUGAAUACGUUUAUCCGUGAGCAUGCUGGUCUCACGGGCACCAAGUUCAUGUGCCAAGAGGGCGGCUGCGGUGUCUGCGUUUGUGCCUUGAGUGGAGUUCAUCCGGUGACGGGAGAACUCUGCACAUGGGCGGUUAACUCAUGUCUGACACUGUUGAACAGCUGUUUGGGUCUGGAGGUGACCACCUCGGAAGGAUUAGGAGACAAGCGCAAGGGAUAUCAUGCCAUACAGCAACGCCUGACUAAAAUGAAUGGUACCCAAUGUGGAUAUUGCUCGCCGGGAUUCGUGAUGAACAUGUACGCAUUGCUCAAGUCUCAGGCCGGUAAGGUGACCAUGGCCGAGGUGGAGAAUGCAUUUGGUGGCAACAUCUGUCGCUGCACUGGCUACCGUCCCAUUCUGGAUGCCAUGAAGUCCUUUGCCGUGGACAGCAACAUUCAGGUGCCCGCCGAGUGUGCAGACAUUGAGGAUUUGAGCAAGAAGCAAUGCCCCAAAACGGGAGAGCUCUGUGCCGGCAGCUGCAAGAAGGGUCAGCAGAGAAGCGUUCAGGUCUAUGCUGAUGGCAGUCGCUGGUCCUGGCCUCAGACACUGUCCGAUCUCUUCAAGGCGCUGCAAGAUGCUGCCAAGGAGCAGCUACCCUACAUGCUUGUGGGCGGUAACACCGCUCAUGGUAUCUACAGACGCAGCGCGGAGAUCAAGGCUUUCAUUGAUGUCCGUGCCCUGAAAGAGCUAAGGGGUUACAGCGUGACCGAUAAGGGAUUAACUUUGGGUGGCAAUCUGAGUCUCACUGAGACCAUGGACAUCUGCCGUAAGCUGGAGCAAACAGCCGGGUUUGAGUACCUGUCACAAGUUUGGUUGCACCUGGACUGGAUUGCCAAUGUGCCAGUGCGCAACGUCGGCACCUUGGCAGGCAACCUGUCCAUUAAGCAUGCCCACCCCGAGUUCCCCUCGGAUGUGUUUAUUGUACUGGAAGCAUUGGACGCCCAGGUGAUCAUUCAGGAGUCUGCAGAGAAGCAGCAAACUGUCAGCCUGGCCGACUAUCUGAAGACCCCAAUGCAAGGCAAAAUCAUACGUGGAUUUGUGCUGCCCGCCUUAUCAAAGCAGCAAGUGCUCUUCGACUCAUAUAAGAUCAUGCCGCGUGCCCAGAAUGCUCAUGCCUAUGUGAAUGCAGCCUUUCUUCUAGAACUCGACGCAGGUUCGAAGGUGAAGACUGCACGCAUCUGCUUUGGUGGCAUUCGGCCGGACUUUGUGCAUGCCAAGGCCAUUGAGGAGCUGCUGGUCGGACGUAAUCCCUUUGACAAUGCCUUGCUGGAGCAGGUCUUUAGCAAGCUUUCAGCCUUGCUGCAACCGGAUGAGGUCUUACCGGAUGCCUCACCCGCUUAUAGACUCAAGUUGGCAUGCGGUUUGCUCUACAAGUUUCUCUUAAAAGCCGCCGUGCAGAAACAACAGAUCCUGGCCAGUCGUCACACAACGGGCGGCUCCCUGCUAAAGCGUCCCGUAUCGAAGGGUCAGCAGAGCUUUGAGACCUUUGAACAACAUUAUCCGGUAACAAAGCCGACGGAGAAGCACGAGGGUCUCAUUCAAUGUUCGGGUGAGGCAACAUAUGCCAACGAUCUGCCCACUCAACACAAUCAACUGUGGGCGGCCUUUGUGACGGGUAAACGAGUAGGUGCCCGGGUCACCAAGGUGGAUACCUCGGCUGCCUUAACGCUGCCUGGCGUGGUGGCCUAUAUCGACGCCAAGGACAUUCCUGGGCCCAAUAAUCUGGGUCCUAAGACUAAGGAUGACUUCUUCUUUAAGCAUGAUGAAGAGCUAUUUGCCACAGGCCCCCUUAAGUUCCAUAAUCAGCCCAUAGGCAUGAUCUUGGCUACUUCCAAUGCUCUGGCUCAACGCUCCGCGGAGCUGGUGAAGCUAAGCUACGAGGGUGGCUCUGAGGAAAUAUUUCCUAGCAUGAAGCAUGUCCUGGAGGCUGCUGUCGCUGGUGAUCGCAUCAAACACCCUGUUAAAUCGUUAAUCGACAAGUUGGAGUUGCUGGAACCAUUUGAGAUUCAGGGAAGUGGCAAACUGGACAUGGGACUGCAGUAUCAUUACUUUAUGGAGCCACAAACGACUGUGGCGCUGCCCUUCGAAGGCGGACUGCAGGUGUACGCAGCCACGCAGUGGAUGGACCUCACCCAAGAUAUCAUUUCCAAUGUCCUGAAGCUCAGGAGUAACGAGGUGCAGGUGAAGACCCGUCGCAUUGGCGGCGGCUAUGGCGGCAAGGCCACACGCUGCAACUUGGCAGCUGUGGCAGCCGCAUUGGCCGCCCAUAAGCUCAAUCGUCCGGUGCGCUUUGCACAAUCUCUGGAGUCCAUAAUGACGACCACAGGCAAGCGUUGGGCUUUCCACUGUGACUAUGAUUUCUUUGUCCAGGGCAAUGGCAAGAUUGUGGGUAUAAAUAGUCGAUUCUACCAGGAUGCCGGCUAUCUGGAGAACGAGUCGCCCAUGGGCCAUGCAGUACUGCUAUCGAAGAACUGCUACGAGUUCAGUGACAACUACAAGCUCGAUGGCUUUAUGGUACUCUCGGAUUCGCCAACUAACACGGCCUGUCGUGCACCCGGCUCCAUCGAGGGCAUUGCCAUGAUGGAGAACAUCAUAGAGCAUAUUGCAUUCGAGACGGGCUUGGAUCCGGCGGAUGUGCGCUAUGCCAACAUUUUGCCAUCUCACAAAAUGGGCGACAUGAUGCCCAAAUUCCUGAAGAGCACUCUCUAUCGGGAGCGACGUGCCGACAUCAUUGCCUACAACAAAGAGCACCGUUGGCGCAAACGUGGACUUGGCCUCAGCAUUAUGGAGUAUCAGAUUGGUUACUUUGGACAGUAUCCGGCCACGGUGACCAUCUAUCAUAGCGAUGGCACCGUUGUCGUCGCCCAUGGAGGCAUUGAAAUGGGUCAAGGUAUGAACACAAAGAUUGCACAGGUCGUUGCCCAUACCCUGGGCAUUAAUGUGGAGCAAGUGCGUAUUGAGACCAGCGACACGAUCAACGGAGCCAACGCCAUGGUCACAGGAGGUGCUGUAGGCAGUGAGACCCUUUGCUAUGCCGUACGUAAGGCCUGCGAAACUCUAAACUCCCGAUUGGAACCCCUCAAGGAGGAGUUGAAGCCAGCCGACUGGCAGCAGCUGAUCAACGAGGCUUUUGAACGCAAGAUUAACUUGAUAGCCAGCGAUCAGUGUAAACAGGGAGAUAUGGAGCCAUAUUCCGUGUGUGGACUGGGUCUGAUCGAGGUGGAAUUGGAUGUGCUAACAGGCAACUAUCUGAUCAAUCGUGCAGACAUCCUGGAGGAUACCGGCGAGAGUUUGAAUCCCAAUGUGGACAUUGGUCAGAUCGAAGGUGCCUUCAUAAUGGGCCUAGGUUACUGGACAUCCGAACAGAUUGUGGUGGACAAAAAGACUGGUGAAUGCCUGACGAAUCGCACGUGGAACUACAAACCGCCGGGUGCCAAGGAUAUUCCAAUUGAUUUGCGCAUCGAGCUGUUGCCCAAAAGUCCCAACAAAGCAGGAUUCAUGAGAUCAAAGGCUACGGGUGAACCAGCGAUUUGCUUGGCCGUUGCCGUGGCCUUUGCCCUACAGCAGGCACUCCAAUCUGCACGAGACGAUGCCGGUCUGCCCAAGUCCUGGGUUACACUAAAUGCGCCCAUGACACCCGAGCUGCUCGUCCUGCACGCUGGCACUGAGCCCGGUCAGCUCCGCCUAAGCUAAGGCCAUGCCCCGAUGACCCCAAGUCAAAGGCAGCGCGUGAGAAGCGGCACGUGGCCACAAAAGCGCCGAUGGGUAUGCUCCGAUAAGAAAGCAUACUCAAGAAUCGCUAUACAAGUAAUAUAUGUAUAACCAACUAAGUAGACAACAAGGUGUGUGUUUUUUUUCGCAAUAAAUUAGAAACUUAUCCAAGGCAAA